This is a messenger RNA of Micropterus salmoides (largemouth bass), 1936 nucleotides long. RefSeq names its product proline rich 5 like (gene prr5l). The transcript has 10 exons. Bases 351 to 1385 code for a protein of 344 amino acids. Gene Ontology annotation, cellular component: TORC2 complex. The record is from RefSeq and is a predicted model, not a curated record. Lineage: Eukaryota; Metazoa; Chordata; Actinopteri; Centrarchiformes; Centrarchidae. Gene Ontology annotation, biological process: TORC2 signaling.
ACCGAGGCAGGAGGUGAGCAGCGGAGAGUUUGGCUGCACUCUCCGUCUUCUUCGCUUUGUGUUUCGGAGCUCCGGACCCCGAGGCGACGCGCUCAGAGGAGAGAGCCGAACAUGAGGAGCUGCGGCCGGCGUGCUGACUUGAGGACUGAGGACGCGCUUUAUUCCCCCGCAGGGCAGCAGGAGUGAAGCGAGUCUGCAGAGGAGACCUCAGGUGACGACAAUUGUUUAAGCAGCAGCCGUUAAGCAGCCUGGAGCCCUAACGAACCACAAAUUUAAGCAUUUAGCCGAGAAACACCACAAGACGGGGACACUGUGGAUAUUUUGCAAGCACGGACAAGCAGCCAGGGUGCAUGAUGGGAUCUUUCCGGCGUCCCAGGCCCCGGUUUAUGAGUUCUCCGGUUCUGUCGGACCUCGCCCGGUUCCACGCCAGCUCACCUUCGCUACAGCUCUCCAACACCAGCGUGUGGAACAGCGUCCAAUCAGCUGUGAUCAAGGUGUUCCAGGGUGGAGCGCUGCAGACUAACGAGCUGUUCACGCUGAACGAGAGCAUCAGGUGGCUUCUUAAAACAGAGAUGGGCUCCUUUAUCACCGACUACUUCCAGAACCAGCUGCUGACUCGAGGGUUGUCUGAAGUCCUGGACCAGGUCCUUCUCCACUCUGGUGAGAUGGGCGAUGACCAGCUCGUCGCCCUCGCCGAUAUGUGGAGCAGAUUCUUCACAGAGAUCCUCCCCACCCUGCAGGCCAUCUUCUACCCCGUCCAGGGUCAGGAGCUGACGGUGAGGCAGAUGGCUCUGGUGGCCUUCAGAGACCUGGUGCUGCUGAAGCUCCACCUGGAGGAAACUCUGGGAACUGCAGCGUCCGUCCCUCCACCUGUCACACAGAUGCUGCUGGUGCUGCAGGGCAUCCAUGAGCCCGGCGGUCCCAGUUUGGAGUAUUACCAGUUGGAGCGUCUGGUGGAGAUCGUCGUGUCUCCGUACCUCAGCAACGUUCUGGAAAACAGAAACCAGCCAAGGUUUGAGUCCCGCCACCUGCGGCCGUCGGGGUCGUUCCACGGCGACAGGCCCCAGCCAGAGAUCACCGUCACUCAGCAUCACAACUCCUCCGACUCCUCGUCGCUGGCUCCGCUGGUGGAGCAGGAGGGCGAGGCCUACCUGGAGAAGUCGGGCGGCGUGCGGCGCCACACGGUGGCCAACGCGCACUCUGACGUCCGGUUGUUGUCGGCGUCGGGCAGGAUGCAUGCCGGGACAAAGAAGGACAACGGGGUGGGGGUGGGAGAGGGCGAGGAGGACGUGGGGUUUUUGGUGGGGGGCGAGCGCAUGAGUCCCAGGCCGUUCUCCAGCCAACCGGACAUGGUGGAGUCUCCGAGGAGCGGCGUUAUCCGCUAGCCGGGAGCGGCUAAUGAGACGGUACAGGACGAGGUGUGGACGCGGUCUAACGGGAGAAUUAAAAACAAGACGAGGAAACAUUACAGCAACAGGCUCAGCCAGAACCUGACAGGAAAUAAAAAAACAAGCAGCGGAGAGAGAACAGAACCGGACAAAAACCAGCCAGAUAGGACACGAGAGACCCAAAGAAAACAGGACGAGACACCAGAAGUAAAAUCACAGAAGAAGACAGGAAACACAAUAAACCAACAAUAAAUGAAAGGAUGGGAAACAGGAAGUGUUCCCACAGAGCUCCCAGCAGCAGGAGGAGGAGCUCCGGCUCCGAACUGGGAAGACUGAUCUGAACCAGCAGAGACUCUGGUGCUUACUGAAGUGCAGCAGUGCUGAUCCAGGAUCAGACUCUGCGUCUUCACGUUUGCUCUAAUCCUGUGGACAGAACCGGACUACGGGUCCUGGUUCUGCCUCAGACCUCUCUUCAGGUCAUGUAAAUAUGUUCUGUUUUUAGGAUUGUUAAUGAAUAAUAAAAAUGGUUGAAACUAAUUCAGACACAA